Messenger RNA from Acomys russatus (golden spiny mouse), 2324 nucleotides. RefSeq names its product disintegrin and metalloproteinase domain-containing protein 32-like. The record is from RefSeq and is a predicted model, not a curated record. The transcript has 18 exons. Bases 174 to 2324 code for a protein of 716 amino acids. Lineage: Eukaryota; Metazoa; Chordata; Mammalia; Rodentia; Muridae. Gene Ontology annotation, biological process: cell adhesion; proteolysis; binding of sperm to zona pellucida. Gene Ontology annotation, cellular component: plasma membrane. Gene Ontology annotation, molecular function: metalloendopeptidase activity.
ACACUUUGUGAAUUAAUAUAUCGUUUGCACAGAGGCCACGCUAAUUCUUCCCUGGCCAAUUCCAGUUUUAGUACAUGUACCCAUGAAGGGAGCAUUAGAAUUUCCAACGUAGCACACAGUGAUGAGCCACUCAUGUUGGCUACAUAAACCUUAUGGAAGAAACAUUGAAUUAAAUGAAAGGAAAGGCUGCUAAGCUAACUGUUUUUAUUCUCUUUUCAGAUUCUCAAAGUUCAUUUCCGCAAGUUGUAUCUCCAGAGAAAAUUGAAGAUGGAACAAGCUCCGACGAACAGAUAUCCUAUGUUAUUCCAAUAAACAAGAAGCGGUACACUGUGCACCUCCAGAAAAGAUAUUUUUUAGCAGAUCAUUUUAUGGUUUAUUUGUAUAAUCAAGGAUCUAUGAGUUCUCAUUCUUCAGACAUCCCGGAUCAGUGCUACUAUGAAGGACACAUCAAAGGCUACCCGAACUCCGUUGCCACCCUCAGCACGUGCUCCGGACUGAGAGGAAUCCUGCAGUUUGAAAAUGUGUCUUAUGGAAUCGAGCCCCUGGAAUCUUCGAGUACACUCCAGCAUAUUGUUUAUAAAUUAGGGAACAGAGAGAAUGAAUUAACAAUUUUUAACAAAAAUAGAAGAAACUUAGAGAUGCCAAUGAACUAUGACAUUUUUGUCAACAAAAAACCAGAAUCAUCUUUAAGAAGCUCAUUUCCCCUUUAUCUCGAGAUGACUGUUGUGGUGGACAAAACUUUGUAUGAUUACUUGGGCUUUGACAGCAUGAUUGUAACAAAUAAAAUCAUCGAAAUUAUCAGCCUUAUGAAUUCAGUGUUUACCCAGCUCAAUGUGACAAUUGUGUUGUCCUCGUUGGAGCUGUGGUCAGAUAAAAACAAGAUCUCUACAGUUGGCGAAGCAGAUGAAUUACUGCGUAGAUUCUUAGAAUGGAAGCAAUCUUACCUUACCCUAAGACCUCAUGAUAUUGCAUACUUAUUCAUUUACAACGAGUACCCGAAUUACAUGGGAGCAACGUAUCCUGGGAAGAUGUGUACUGCCCACUACUCUGCAGGAAUCACAAUGUAUCCCAAGAACAUGACUUUGGAGACAUUUUCAGUCAUCGUCACCCAGAUGCUGGGGCUCAGCCUGGGAAUAUCAUACGACGACCCAGUGAAGUGCCACUGCUCAGAAUCCAUCUGUGCCAUGAAUCCAAGAGCUAUGCAACAUUCGGGUAUGAAGACAUUUAGCAAUUGCAGCUUGAGUGACUUUGAACAUUUUAAAGCGACCAUUGGUGCCAAAUGUCUUCAGAAUAAGCCACAGAUGCAAAGGAGUCCAAGACCAGUCUGUGGAAACGGUGUAGUGGAGGGAGAUGAGACUUGUGACUGUGGCUCCGAAGAGCAAUGCAAGCCUGACAACUGCUGUGAACGUACAACUUGUGUUCUAAAACAAGGAAGUGUUUGUGACAGUAAGUCUCCCUCACAGACUUGCUGCAGAGGUUGUCAAUUUUUGCCAGAUACCCAUGAAUGUAGACCCCCACAUCAUCCAGUCUGUGACAUCUCUGAAUUCUGCAAUGGGAGCGCAGGACAGUGUCCACCUGAUAUCACUAUACACGAUGGACAUACUUGCAGAGAUGGGGGGUUUAUCUGUUAUAAAGGAACCUGUCCUGACCUGGAUAAACGGUGUGAGGAGAUAUAUGGAAAAGGUUCAAGAAAUGCUCCCUUUUCCUGCUAUGAAGAAAUCCAGGGUCAAACUGAUAGAUUUGGCAACUGUGGUAAAGACCGGCAAAACAGAUACAUAUUCUGUGGAUGGAGGAAUCUCAUAUGUGGGAGGUUAAUUUGUACUUACCCUAGCCGAGUUCCUUAUUAUCCACCCAAUAAUAGCACUGCUUCUGUGAUCUAUGCUUUUGUGCGAGAUGAAGUGUGUAUAGCUGUGGACUUCGGGUCGAGUGUCAAAGACGAUCCACUCCAGAUCGCCAGUGGCACCGUGUGUGAUCUUGACAGGAUUUGUUUACAUGGCGUGUGUAAAGAGGCAAGAUUUCUUAAGAGUCAGUCGCAAACAUGUGCAACCAAGUGCAAUGGAAACGGGGUGUGCAAUUCCCUUGGUGAAUGCAAUUGUACUGGUGGCUACCUACUUCCAAACUGUGAAACACGAGCGAGAUCGUCCUUGUGGGGUGACAAGAAUGGUCUGAUCAUGGAAGGAGCUUCCAGGGAUGCAGAAAGGAUGUGGCUUCUAAGCUUGUACAUUGUUUUAGUUAUUCUUACUUCAACAACCCUAGCAGUCACAGCAUGGAAAGCCUUCAAACAGUGGCUUUUCAAGGAAGAGGAAUCCCUGAGUAGCGAGUAA